Messenger RNA from Alosa sapidissima (American shad), 2851 nucleotides. It is a transcript of the gene slc29a1a, whose product is annotated as solute carrier family 29 member 1a. Gene Ontology annotation, biological process: uridine transmembrane transport; nucleoside transmembrane transport. NCBI's taxonomy places the organism in Eukaryota, Metazoa, Chordata, Actinopteri, Clupeiformes, Clupeidae. The record is from RefSeq and is a predicted model, not a curated record. Gene Ontology annotation, molecular function: nucleoside transmembrane transporter activity. Bases 312 to 1646 code for a protein of 444 amino acids. The transcript has 13 exons. Gene Ontology annotation, cellular component: plasma membrane.
GUUAUUCCUCCACAUGUGCACCAAGUUACCAGUGUCAUCUUCUUCACUUAGGAAUGUUACUACGUUAAGUAUGUCUGAUAUAACUGUAAAGGGGAAAAAAUGUCCACAUCUGAAACAAAGCAAAGUCUCUAUACUGCAUUUUAAUCUGUCAAAGGACUUCUUGGAUUAUGUCCACUUUUAAACAAAUGCUGGCGAAAAGAUCCCAAAGCCUUCCACUCCACUCUGUGAGGGACUGCACAUGGAGUGAGUCAUUGGAUUUGAUUCCAAUCAGUGAAUAGCCCAAGGAUCAACCACAACCAGAAAAAACGAAAAUGACUGCCUUCACCACUCCAAGAGACAAGUAUCAUGCUGUCUGGAUCAUCUUUUUCAUCCUGGGACUUGGAACUCUAUUGCCAUGGAACUUCUUUAUGACUGCAACCAUGUAUUUUGUGGAGCGGCUGAAGGAUUCACCAGUUGCGGUCGGUAAUGGUACGCUGAAUGUCACUGUGGCAGGAGACGGCCGCAAUGUCUUACAAGCGAAGUUCAGCAAUGUGAUGACGCUCUGUGCCAUGGUGCCUCUUCUCAUCUUCACCUGCCUCAACUCCUUUAUCCACCAGAGGAUCCCUCAGAAGCUGCGUAUCUCCGGCUGCCUCUCGGUCAUCCUGGUGGUGUUCCUGAUGACCGCCAUCCUGGUCAAAGUGGACGUGACCCCGGUGCCGUUCUUCACGCUCACCAUGAUCAAGAUCGUCUGUAUAAACUCCUUUGGCGCCGUUCUGCAGGGCAGUCUCUUCGGCCUGGCGGGAAUGCUUCCUGCCUCGUACACCACACCCAUCAUGAGUGGCCAAGGCCUCGCUGGGACCUUCGCCGCGUUCUCUAUGAUCUGUGCCCUGGCCUCUGGGUCUGCCCUCAACGACAGUUCCUUUGGAUAUUUCAUCACCGCCUGCGUUGUCAUCCUGUUGGCAAUCUUCUCCUACCUCGCCCUGCCCAAAAUGGAGUUUUUCCAGUACUAUGCCGAGAGCAGUGGGCCACGGCCUACUAGUGACGAAGAGAACAAGAUGGAUCUGCUGAAGAAAGACGGCCCUGCAGAGAAAAGGCCUGUGGUCAGUCUGACCGACGAAGAAAGCAAGCCAGCUGUGUCUGUGUUCGCCAUCUUUAAGCAGAUCUGGGUCAUGGCUUUGUCUGUGUGCUGCAUCUUUGCGGUCACCAUCGGUACAUUCCCUGCUGUAACUGUGGACGUGAAAACCACAGUAGCUGAGCCUGGUGCUUGGGAAACUUAUUUCAUCCCCGUGUCCUGUUUCCUCCUCUUCAAUGUGAUGGACUGGGCCGGACGCAGCCUGACCGCUGUGUGUAUGUGGCCUGGGAAAGACAGCAUUCUGUUGCCCAUUCUGGUGUGUGCACGCGUCAUCUUCGUGCCACUCUUCAUCCUGUGUAACGUGCAGCCCAGACACUACCUGCCUGUGGUGUUCAGUAACGACGCCUGGUACAUCAUCUUCAUGAUCAUCUUCGCCUUCAGUAAUGGCUACCUGGCCAGUCUCUGCAUGUGCUUCGGUCCAAAGAAAGUGGCUCAGCAUGAGGCCGAGACAGCUGGGGCCAUCAUGGCCUUCUUCCUCUCCUUGGGCCUGGCGCUGGGAGCCGCACUGUCCUUCGGCUUCCGGGCGAUGAUCUGAGAGACUGACAACUCAGCGGGGCACCUGUUCUCUUGAGCCUCUCCCCCUGCUGAGGACUCGGACUUUGAGUUGUGAGGGGUCAGGGUGGGGGGGCUUAUAUUUUCAUUUUUUUUUGACCAGCCUGUCUCGCAUCACUCAGAGCCAGAAGUGCGUGCGUCUGGUUGAGGUCACAGAGCCCAGGAGAACGCCACCUGCGCUACUUCCUUCCCUUCCUGUAUUAAUACCGCUUCUCUGUCCUGUUAGGAGGGACUGCUACAUUAACUGUGCCAGCAGCGGUCAGUCAAGUCUGUGUUGCUGCCGCUCCUUUGCAAACCUGGUCCUACGGAAAACUGGAGGAAAAAAAAACAAACCAUGUGUGUCAAAUGUGAAGAACAAUGAACCCCUUUUUAUUACAGUUUAGGUGCCUAAUUAUGAAGUGUAGACUAGUCCUGUAAGUGAUGUAGAAUUAGUUUAUAAAAUGUUGAACAAGAUAGUUUCAGGUUGUUUAAAAAUACAGUGAAUAGUUUCAGGUUGUUAAAAAUACAGUGAAUAGUUUCAGGUUGUUAAAAAUACAGUGAAUAAGGCUCUGUAGCAUGAACUGUUAGAUCAGCUUGUAAGUGCAUUGCACUGACGCUUGUGCCAAUUGUCAUUUGACUCAGUGCAACAAAAAUGAUGCAGCUAUUAGUAUCUGAAGUACUCACAUUUGAAAUGUCUUUAAAAGACAUGUCUGCCUGACUUUAUCAAGCCAAUUAAGUUACUUAGGUCAACUUUGUUUUACAAAGGCUUCAGGUUUAUAAUUCAGCAUUGCAUGUAUAUGUACUGUAUGAAAUGCCUGUUCCUUCAAACAUUUUUAAAAACUUAAGAUGAAGGAAAAUCUAUUUUUAGCCUUACUAGAUGUUUAGAUUUUUGUUUUAAAUGGACCUUGUGGUAAUAGAAGUUUUGGUUGACCAGUGUUUCAACGCUUCCUUUUUUAAAAACGAUCUUUUGUAUUCUGUAUAUAAUGAGCCUGUGUUGUAUUUAUCAUCUGUGUGCAUUCUAACUGCUCUCAAUUUUUUAAAAAGCACAAUGUGCAGUCAGGUUUGGUGUCUUGUCUGUUCAGAGUGACGACUCGGGUAAAAUGAGGUAAUGGGGAGUCUCUGCUCUGUCGCCGUUGUAUGUAAACUGUUGUCAACUGCCAAAUUGUAAUUUGUGAUGGGGAAAAAAAAAUACAAUAUGUUUAUAUAAAA